AGAACACAUACUGGAGAGAAACCUUAUGAAUGUAACCAGUGUGGUAAAGCCUUUGCAGAAAACAGUACUCUCUUAAGCCAUAAAGGAACACACACUGGAGAGAAACCUUAUGAAUGUAACCAGUGUGGUAAAGCCUUUGCAGAAAACAGUACUCUCUUAAGCCAUAAAAGAACACACACUGGAGAGAAACCUUAUGAAUGUAACCAGUGUGGUAAAGCCUUUCCACAAAAAAGUCAUCUCAUAAGCCAUAAAAGAACACACACUGGAGAGAAACCUUAUGAAUGUAACCAGUGUGGUAAAGCCUUUGCAGAAAACAGUACUCUCUUAAGACAUAAAAGAACACAUACUGGAGAGAAACCUUAUGAAUGUAACCAGUGUGGUAAAGCCUUUGCAGAAAACAGUACUCUCUUAAGCCAUAAAAGAACACAC
Molecule: messenger RNA, 429 nt
Organism: Meriones unguiculatus (Mongolian gerbil)
Lineage: Eukaryota; Metazoa; Chordata; Mammalia; Rodentia; Muridae
Product: zinc finger protein ZFP2-like
Exons: 1
Biological process (GO): regulation of DNA-templated transcription
Molecular function (GO): RNA polymerase II cis-regulatory region sequence-specific DNA binding; DNA-binding transcription factor activity, RNA polymerase II-specific
Source: RefSeq, a predicted model, not a curated record